Vitrella brassicaformis is the source of this 1210-nucleotide messenger RNA. NCBI's taxonomy places the organism in Eukaryota, Vitrellaceae. The record is from the annotation of a GenBank genome assembly.
GUUCGUCUUGAUGGUCACCGUACAAUGCGCCAACCUGUGAGGAUGAACACAGACACACAACACGACACUCUCUCACUUGUCUGUCUCUCUAUCUCUCUCUCUGUCUUCUGCGUGUCAGCUACUACUUCUAUCCGCCGCCACCGUAACACACACACACACAAGACUAGAGAGACACACACACACCUGCACGGACCUCUCUCCAUGUCUCUGAUGUGUGUGUGAUGCAUCUGCAGUGAGUUCACAGAGGUGCCGGCCGCCAAGUCCAAGCCGCCCGCCUCCCACUCGCUGAUGCUCGACCUCAGCCCGGCCACUCUCGCUCUCACGGACGUGGACGUGGCGCCACGAGCAGCGAUGGUGGACGAACUCGACAAGGUCCUGUUGCAACUCAGCCCAAGAUUCAAGCAGCAGCAGCAGCAGCAGCAGCAGCAGAGUGACGGGCACACGGCCAUCCGCGGCACACAGCACACUCAGACACAGACACGCGCCAAGUACCCCGACAAAGGUCAACAAAACCAAGUAGAACACACCAUGAGACACAAAGCACAUAGCCAUCUGUCUCUGUAUCUGUGUGUGCAGAUUGCGGUGCCGGUGCGGCUGAUGCGGAGGAGGUCUCGGCUCGGGAUCUGCCGAGAGAAGUCGAUGUGCUGCCCGAAGGUACUAUGUAAUGUCACUCAUCCAGCCUGUGUGUCAUGUGGAUGUGUGUGUCGCCUCGGUCGGAUAAUCAGAUGAAGAGCUGGAGGUCGCAUCGAUCGCGAAGAUCGUCAAGAGCGCCGUCCGCUUCGGAUUCAUCCUCGUCUUCAUCAUACUCCUCCUCGCCUACUGCGCAUUGUAACUAACGCCACACACCAAAACGCACAGCUGGAGGUGUCUCUCUCACUGUCGUGGAUGUGUGUUGUGUGUUGUCAGUGUUCACGUAUGGUUCACAUUCCUGCUGCAGGGCUGCAAGAACAUCACAUCAGCAGCCGGACCAGCACAGUUCGAAGCCGAGGCGUGAGUGAACGGACCCACCAAACCCACCAACCAACCGACCAACGAAGAGACACACAGCCGACAGACAGACAGACAGACAGACAGACAAGGGAUGGAUGAAUGGAUGGGUGGUGUGAACGGAUGCAUUGAGAGACGCACAUGAAAGAUGGCUACAGGCACCAACAGACAUUGAUUGCCAUCGUGUCAACAAGUCAUUCUCACACCACACCACAUAAACGAC